AUUUCCUUGGCGGGCGGAAGCGGCCAGAACCAGACGAUUCCAAAGCUUACCAGGGGCUCUGGGAGCUCGCUGCUUCGCUCGGGACGGCUGGCCGCCUCGUGUGUGCUUCUACCCGGCCCCGCCCCCCCGGCUCUCCACCCCUCUGCCCCUCAGGUUCCUUUUGUAAUUUUGUAGAAACUUCCAGGAGGACUAUGAAAGAUUAUGAUGAACUUCUCAAAUACUAUGAAUUAUAUGAAACUGUUGGGACAGGUGGCUUUGCAAAGGUCAAACUUGCCUGCCAUAUCCUCACUGGAGAAAUGGUAGCUAUAAAAAUCAUGGAUAAAAAUGCACUAGGGAGUGAUUUGCCCCGGAUCAAAACGGAGAUUGAGGCCUUGAAGAACUUGAGACAUCAGCAUAUAUGUCAACUCUACCAUGUGCUGGAGACAGCCAACAAAAUAUUCAUGGUUCUUGAGUAUUGCCCCGGAGGAGAGCUGUUUGACUACAUAAUUUCCCAGGAUCGCCUAUCCGAGGAGGAGACCCGAGUUGUCUUCCGUCAGAUAGUAUCUGCAGUUGCUUAUGUGCACAGCCAGGGUUAUGCUCACAGGGACCUCAAACCGGAAAAUUUGUUGUUUGAUGAAUAUCAUAAAUUAAAACUGAUUGACUUUGGUCUCUGUGCAAAACCCAAGGGUAAUAAGGAUUACCAUCUUCAGACAUGUUGUGGGAGUCUUGCUUAUGCAGCACCUGAAUUAAUACAAGGCAAAUCAUACCUGGGAUCGGAGGCAGAUGUUUGGAGUAUGGGCAUACUCUUAUAUGUACUUAUGUGUGGCUUUCUACCAUUCGAUGAUGAUAAUGUCAUGGCUUUGUACAAGAAGAUUACGCGAGGGAAAUAUGAGGUUCCUAAGUGGCUCUCUUCUAGUAGCGUUCUGCUUCUUCAACAGAUGCUACAGGUGGACCCAAAGAAACGGAUUUCUGUGAAAAAUCUAUUGAGCCAUCCCUGGAUCAUGCAUGAUUACAACUGUCCUGUUGAGUGGCAAAGCAAGAAUUCUCUUAUUCACCUUGAUGAAGAUUGUGUAACAGAACUAGCUGUACAUCACAGAAAUAACAGGCAAACAAUGGAGGAUUUAAUUUCAUUGUGGCAGUAUGAUCACCUCACAGCUACCUAUCUUCUGCUGCUAGCCAAGAAGGCUCGGGGAAAACCAGUUCGUUUAAGGCUUCCUUCUUUUUCCUGUGGACAAGCCAGUGAUACCCCGUUCACAAACACCAAGUCAAAGAAUCUGAGUCUAGAAGAUAUGACAACAAGUGAUGAAAAUGAUGUGGCUGGAUUGAUAGACUAUGACUGGUGUGGAGACAGUUCAUCAAUAGGUGUGACCACCCCACAAACACCACAGUUUGCCAAGCAUUGGACAGAAUCAAAUGGUCUGGAAUCUAAAUCAUUAACUCCAGUAUUAUGCAGAGCAUCUGCCAAUAAAUUAAAGAACAAAGAGAAUGUAUAUACGCCUAAGUCUGCUGUAAAGAAUGAUGAGUGCUUUGUAUUUCCUGAGCCAAAGACUCCAGUUAAUAAGAACCAGCAUAAGAGAGAAAUACUCUCCACACCAAAUCAUUACACUACACCCUCAAAAGCCAGAAACCAGUGCCUGAAAGAAACUCCAGUUAAAAUGCCAAUAAAUUCAGCAGGAACAGAGAAGUUAGUGACAGGUGUCAUCAGCCCUGAGAGGCGAUGUCGCUCAGUGGAACUGGAUCUCAACCAAGCACACGUAGAGGAUACUCCAAAAAGAAAAGGAACCAAAGUGUUUGGGAGCCUUGAAAGGGGGUUGGAUAAGGUUAUCACUGUGCUUACCAGGAGCAGAAGGAAGGGCUCUGCCAAAGAUGGGCCAAGAAGACUAAAGCUUCACUAUAAUGUGACUACAACCAAACUAGUGAAUCCAGAUCAACUCUUGAAUGAAAUAAUGUCUGUUCUUCCAAAGAAGCAUGUUGACUUUGUACAAAAGGGGAACCUUAACUACAGAAUACUUCUUUUGGCAUGUCUGAUGAUGACUGCUCAUUUUUAAGAGAUGAAGACCCCAAACACAUAACUAAGAGAAAGAAUGAUAUUUUGUAAAACCUCAAAUACAUAACAGAUACAAGUAAUUUCUCCACGCUUCUGUGGAACAGUACCUAAUCACAUGCCCCACAUAUUUAGGGAACUGAUAUUUAAAAUUGAUCCUGUUGUCUAUUAUUUAGUAAGACAAAUAAAAUGAAAAUAUUUUGCAAACUAAUUAAAAAGUUGAUUUACAUGAAUUCAAUUUAUGUAACUUUGCAAGAACAUACCUGAUUCUUAAGUCUUAAGAUGUCUUUAAGGCUUCAUUUGGCCUGGGCUUUUCCAUUUUCAGAAUUGUUAUAUGGCAGUUCUAAUUUUAUUUCUACACACACACACACACACACACACCAUGUGUUUCAACCAUGGAAAUGGACCAUCUCCAUGGGCUUUCUGUUAUAACUCUGCCAUAAAGUGUAAUGAUCAUAACCUCUUAUUACUAUUAGAAAACCUCAGAAACACACACCCUUCUGACAGGUUGGUGGCUUCAGCUUUAUUUAUAUGAAAGAAUUUUCUGAUGAGGUGCACA
Messenger RNA from Leopardus geoffroyi (Geoffroy's cat), 2582 nucleotides. It is a transcript of the gene MELK, whose product is annotated as maternal embryonic leucine zipper kinase. Gene Ontology annotation, biological process: protein phosphorylation; intracellular signal transduction; microtubule cytoskeleton organization. The transcript has 18 exons. The record is from RefSeq and is a predicted model, not a curated record. Gene Ontology annotation, cellular component: cytoplasm. Lineage: Eukaryota; Metazoa; Chordata; Mammalia; Carnivora; Felidae. Gene Ontology annotation, molecular function: tau-protein kinase activity; protein serine/threonine kinase activity; ATP binding. The coding region runs from base 192 to 2027 and encodes 611 amino acids.